AUGGGCUAUGAGAUUUUUAUUUUUGGAGAAGAAAUAGAUGUCACAAAAUACAAGCCAGAAGAUUUUGUACUGAGAGAAAAUAAAUGUAUUGCAUCAUUUAAUACUAAAGAAAAAGCUUCAUUUGCCAUUGAUGAUAUAAAUAAAUCUCAUAGCUGCAAGGCAUUUUUUACCACUGAAAUACGAAACUUGUUAAACAAGCCACUUUUAGAAUACGAAAAUUUACCAAAUCUCGAUUAUUUUAAUUUGAUUGAAAAUAAUUUUUACAAAGAAGAGCAGUUUAUUAUUUUGAAUGACAGUGCCUUGUCACUUCUUAAAAUAAAAAAUGAAGAUGUGUUAACCGAUUACAGAAAUAAAAUUAAUGGUAAUAUUAAAAUAUCAAGUACUGGUAUUUUUAUGAUUAACAGAUUUAAAAAUGCAUUGAAGUGUUAUGUUCAAGAUUUUACACAACCUUUUAAUGAUUUUUAUUUUGAUUCAGAUAUUUCUGAUGUAUUGUUUAGUAAUAGUGAUACAUUCAUGGCAGUGUAUACACAACACUAUGUUUAUAUUAUUGAUAUUUAUAAAGGGAUUAUAUUAAUUUCUAGAGAAUUAGAAGAAAUAGCUUUUGGUGCAGAAGAAUAUCUUGUAUAUUUUUUUAAUUCUAAAAAAGCCUACUGUCUAAGAUCUAAUCAAUUUUUAGAUUUUCCAAAGGAUUUAAAUGUAGUUAAAUGUAAUGACAAUCAGUCAUUUAACUUUUUUAAGGGUAAAUCUCAAAAAAUAAUUUACCAAACAAAUGGACAUAAAACUGUCAAAACACAAGCGAAUAUUGAAAAUAUUUAUUUUGGAUUCGUAAAUUCCUUAGGAUAUGCUUUUAUUACUAAAAAAAUUAAGGAUUCACGUUUGUAUUCUCUAGAAAUUUAUUGUGAUGAUAAAAUAUUUGCUAUUACUUUUGAUAACAAACCUAAAAGUUAUGUAGUGUCAGAUAAAAUGAUAGUUGUUUUUAGUAGCAAUAAUUUAGUAUUUUAUAGAAGAUUAGACAAAGUGUUUAGUAAAUUUAAAGAGAUUGAAAAGAAUGGAGAUAUUUUAUUAUCUUUGUUUGGUAAUGUCUCAUGCAUUUUUGAUGAUUUUACUGAAAAUUUAGAAUUUUACGAUAAGGGAGAAUUAAGAUGUGUAUAUUUACACAGAAAAUGUACUAAAUUACAAUGGUCUACAUCUGGACUGUAUUUAGCCGCCAUUUCCAAUGAAUCGGGUGUUUUACAACUUUUUAAUAAUAACGGUAAAUUAUUGUUUAAAAAAGUUUACAAUGUAUUUGAUAAAUUUAUCUGGAGACCUUUUAUUAAAUUAAAUAGUACAGAGAAAGAAAUGAUUAAAGAAUAUGAUUUGAAUAAAUAUAUUGAUGAUUUAAGUACAUCUAAAGUGGAGGAAUACAAUUUGGAUGUACUCAUUGCUAAUUGGAAAACUUUUUUGAUCGGUAAACAGAAGCUUUUACAGAAUAAAAAUUAA
Vairimorpha ceranae is the source of this 1479-nucleotide messenger RNA. Its product is annotated as metal-dependent hydrolase of the beta-lactamase superfamily iii. Gene Ontology annotation, molecular function: protein binding. The transcript has a single exon. The record is from RefSeq and is a predicted model, not a curated record. Lineage: Eukaryota; Fungi; Microsporidia; Nosematidae. The coding region runs from base 1 to 1479 and encodes 492 amino acids.